AUGAAGAGGAAUUGCGUCAUUUUUGUGACUGCCUUCGGGGAUAUCUUCGGCACCGUACAACAGCUCGGACAUCGACUGGGUCAUGUCCGAGCUGCCUCGCGCUUCCAGGCCCCCAUCAACACGCUCACCUGGCUAUGA
Messenger RNA from Parastagonospora nodorum SN15, 138 nucleotides. RefSeq lists its product as hypothetical. The transcript is spliced from 2 exons. The record is from RefSeq and is a predicted model, not a curated record. The coding region runs from base 1 to 138 and encodes 45 amino acids. Lineage: Eukaryota; Fungi; Ascomycota; Dothideomycetes; Pleosporales; Phaeosphaeriaceae.